ACUACAGUUUCUUUUACAGAGCCAUAUAUAUCUGUGUUGGUGCAUAGAUCAGGGAGAGAUGUAAAAAAGGAAGGAAAGAAUACAGACAGGUAGACAGACAGACAGCUUAGAUGGAUGGAUGGAUGGAUGGAUGGAUGGAUGGAUGGAUGGAUGGAUAGAUAGAUAGAACAGCAUUUUCUACACUGCAUUUGUAAAUAUUUUUUAUAACUGGUUAGUCAUCCAUAUGAAGCCAUCUGCCAUGCAGGAUACUUCCAAUGCCCACAUUCAGUCAUUUUCGAAACAAGAGAGAGAGAGAGAGAGAGAGGCGGAGAGAAGGAGCAAGAACAAGCAAGAAGGCAAGAGAGAGAGAAGAAAAGGAGAGAUCGAUAGUUUCAGACAGAGCAACAAAAGGAGAAUUAUCCCAUACUACUCUGAGAGAUGGCCUGCUACCCAACCGUUGUGUUUCUGUACUGUUUCUGUGGGUUUGUUGCUGUUUGGGCACAGCCAAAGGCAACAGUGGAGUCACUCAUAGAACUGCCAGCAGCAACAGUGGAAUCGGUCAUAGAACUGCCAGAAGACUGUAGAGAGGAAACGUACCCGUGUACUAGGAUGUACUCUGUCCAUCAGCCCAGGAAGACAUGCCUCAAAUCCAUGUGCAUUUACAGUCUUCGCCGAAUCUACGUGAUCAACAAAGAGCUCUGCGUGAAGACUGUGUGUCCACAGGAGGAGCUACUGAAAGCGGAACUAUGCAGAGAGAAAUCUGGCUGGCCCAAACGACUUCAGCGGUCAACCAAAAAAAACACUGGCUUCCCGGUAAAACCGGAACAUGGGCGACCAAUGACAAAUGCAGAGACAGAACGAGAAAGAUAGAAUAAAGAAGUACAUUAUAGAAGGACAGGCGACUCAUUUAAACAAACACAACUACAAAUUUGCAUAAUGUUUUUAUUUUGAACUUUGUGGUCAGAUUUGUGGUUCAGUGUGCUUUUUAACUCUAGCUUGCAUUCUCUUUUCUUUAUUACUGCAAGAUAAUUUCUCACCGCAAGUUGAGUGUCACACAGCAGGGUCCAAAAGUCUGACACCACAUUGAAAAUCCCUGAUUUUUUCAUUUAAAAUUGGAAAUAAACAGAAGGUUUAAAAUUUUUGAAACAUUUAAAACAGCAGUAUAUCCUGAAUAUUGACUAUUCAAGAUUCUGCACUAUUCCUAGGUCCCUAUGUAAAUCUAAGCAAAUCAGUGAUAUUGAGCAUGUUAACUGCUUUGUACGAAAGGUGAGAUUUUCCUGAUGUCUAAUCUCUUCUAUUGAAGCACAUGUUCAGACUACAGUCCAAUGGAUUUGAUUUCAAAUGCAGCAUAAGGUUUUGCACAAACCUGUGGAGUCUGUGUCAGCUCGAGUGCACAGUCAUUAAAGCAAAAAGGGGACAUACCAAGUUGUUGUCAAUGAUAUAACGUGUAAUGAAAAUUGUUGUAUCAAAUUAGAAAAGAAAGCAAAAUAGAAGCAUUGUCACUAGUGCUCUCAGACUUCUGGACCCUACUGUGUAUAUGGACUGAUAUUUUGCUGAAUAUAUCCACAUUAUUCACGUUAUCAAUAUCUGUAUUUUCAUGAGUUCAUCUUUUAUCAUUCAGUGUUUCAGUGUAAGUAAAAAGUAUGAUGCUCAUAUAGCAAAUAAAAUAUUUCCUUUCAUGACAAUAA
Messenger RNA from Pangasianodon hypophthalmus (striped catfish), 1667 nucleotides. It is a transcript of the gene mfap5, whose product is annotated as microfibril associated protein 5. NCBI's taxonomy places the organism in Eukaryota, Metazoa, Chordata, Actinopteri, Siluriformes, Pangasiidae. Gene Ontology annotation, biological process: embryonic eye morphogenesis. The record is from RefSeq and is a predicted model, not a curated record. The transcript is spliced from 8 exons. Bases 418 to 849 code for a protein of 143 amino acids. Gene Ontology annotation, cellular component: microfibril.